ACACAUCUGCAUCUGUAUACCCCCACCUUGUACGAUAUAAAAUACCUUUCAGGAACUUCCAACUUUUGUUUCCACACUCUUUCUUUUUUCUUUCACCAAGAAAAAGUUCAAAAAGAAACGUUGCCUUUGUUCGUUUUUUACUAUAAUCUUUUUUCUUUUUUUUAAAAAAAAACGGAUUCAAAA
Molecule: messenger RNA, 183 nt
Organism: Rhizophagus irregularis DAOM 181602=DAOM 197198
Lineage: Eukaryota; Fungi; Glomeromycota; Glomeromycetes; Glomerales; Glomeraceae
Source: RefSeq, a predicted model, not a curated record